GUAUGCUAUUUGUCUUUCUCUGACUGACUUAUUUCAGUUAGCAUAAUUAUUUUUAGGUUGUAAAUGGCAUCGUUUCAUCCUUUCUGAUAAUGGAGUGAUAAUAUACCUUUUUAAACCAGGUUCUCCAAAGCCAGUAGAAGCCAGGAAAUUUAAUGCAGAAAUGUCAAUUUUGGGAUUGAAAUCAAAUAUUGUUUAUUUGAUAAAAAUGCAUUUUGAAGCUCCUAGAUGUUAUGAAGAACCAGUACUUCCUAGGAAAAGCAAACCCUGAUAAAGGAAGAGUAUUGUUUGAGCAGAAGUAAAGUUAAUUAAAAGAAUGAAAUAUAAGGAAUUUAAUGAAACUUAAAUUUAAUGAAAUUUAAUAGACACAACCUAGGAGCUGUGCAGCUAGGAAUUCAGCAUUCCAUAGAGAAUUUUGCCUGAUUGGCAUUUGUGAUGCAACUACAAACUCAACAUCACUUCAAUAAAUAAAGAAAAGUGUUUCUUUUAAGCCUCCUAUGACUUCCAGGCACAGGACUGUGUUGCAAUGCCUUUAAAGAUCACAAUCUGCUGUCACUUGCACACAUACACAAUGUAGUGGAGUAGUUCCCAGGGGAUUUCAGCACAGAUAAGUCUGGCAGGAGAACCACAAAUAAGCAACUGAAAAAUGAGAAACCACACAGAACUAACAGACUUUAUCCUCCUGGGAUUGUCAGAUGACCCACAGCUUCAGGAGGUGAUCUUUGUCUUUCUGCUUAUCACCUACAUGCUCAGCAUCACUGGGAACCUGACCAUUAUCACCCUCACCCUGCUGGAUUCCCACCUCCAGACCCCCAUGUAUUUCUUCCUCAGAAACUUCUCCUUACUUGAGAUUUCAUUCACAACUGUGAGCAUACCCAAGUUCCUGAGCACCCUGAUUACAGGAGAUAAAACUGUUUCCUUUAAUGAUUGUAUGGCUCAGUUAUUUUUUUUCAUUCUGUUGGGAGUCACUGAAUUUUACCUGCUGGCUGCCAUGUCCUAUGACCGAUACAUUGCCAUCUGCAAACCUCUGCAUUACAUGACCAUCAUGAAUCCCAGAGUCUGCAUACUCCUUGUCUUUGCUUCUUGGUCGGCUUCAUUCUUAAUCAUAUUCCCAUCACUCAUGCUGUUAAUACAGCUUGAUUAUUGUAAGUCCAAUGCUAUAGACCAUUUUACCUGUGACUAUUUCCCCUUACUACAUCUUUCUUGUUCAGACACUAGAUUCUUAGAGAUAGUGGGUUUUUCCUGUGCUGUUUUUACGUUAAUGUUCACAUUGAUGAUAAUAAUUCUGUCCUACAUAUAUAUCCUCAGAACAAUUUUGAAGAUUCCUUCUACUAGUCAGAGGACAAAGGCCUUUUCCACCUGUUCUUCCCACAUGAUUGUCAUCUCUAUCUCCUAUGGCAGCUGCAUUUUCAUGUAUAUUAACCCAGCAGCAAAAGACAGAGUGUCUCUGAGCAAGGGAGUUGCUGUGCUAAACACCUCGGUAGCCCCCAUGCUGAACCCCUUUAUUUACAGCCUAAGGAACCAGCAAGUCAAGCGAGCCUUCCUGGACAGGGCAAGGAAGAUUGUAUUUUUCUCAAGCAAAUGA
Messenger RNA from Canis lupus familiaris (dog), 1582 nucleotides. Its product is annotated as olfactory receptor 6C1. NCBI's taxonomy places the organism in Eukaryota, Metazoa, Chordata, Mammalia, Carnivora, Canidae. Gene Ontology annotation, molecular function: olfactory receptor activity; G protein-coupled receptor activity. Gene Ontology annotation, cellular component: membrane. The record is from RefSeq and is a predicted model, not a curated record. Gene Ontology annotation, biological process: G protein-coupled receptor signaling pathway. The transcript has 2 exons. The coding region runs from base 644 to 1582 and encodes 312 amino acids.